This is a messenger RNA of Capronia epimyces CBS 606.96, 1389 nucleotides long. RefSeq lists its product as uncharacterized. Gene Ontology annotation, molecular function: orotidine-5'-phosphate decarboxylase activity; hydrolase activity, acting on carbon-nitrogen (but not peptide) bonds. The record is from RefSeq and is a predicted model, not a curated record. NCBI's taxonomy places the organism in Eukaryota, Fungi, Ascomycota, Eurotiomycetes, Chaetothyriales, Herpotrichiellaceae. Gene Ontology annotation, biological process: 'de novo' pyrimidine nucleobase biosynthetic process. The transcript has 2 exons. Bases 1 to 1389 code for a protein of 462 amino acids.
AUGCUCUACACCCAUGCGACGAUAAUCACGGUCGACCAGACCCGCCGGGUCAUCAGCGAUGGCGCACUCCUCGUACACGACGACAAGAUUGUCGACGUGGGCAAAACGACCGAGUUGACGACCAAGUAUCCCGAGGAAGCCCAGUACGACCUUUCCAACCACAUCGUGAUGCCGGGCAUGGUUUCGACGCACAUGCACUGCGUGCAAUCCAUCCUGCGCGGCAUUGCCGAAGACCGCGACCUGAUCUCUUGGAUGUGUGACCGCAUUUGGGUGGCACAGGGCAAUAUCACGCCGCCCGAGGCCUACGCGGCGGCCCGCCUGUCCAUGGCCGAGAUGCUCAAGGGCGGCACCACUUGUUUCAUCGAGUCGCUGUGGGCCGAGCGGUACGGCUUCGACGGGCUGGUUAAGGCGGUCGACGAAAGCGGCAUCCGGGGCUGCCUGGGCAAAGUGGUCAUGGAUCGACGAGCCGACCAACCCGAGUUCAGGAACCGCAUGCACCACGGUCUGGUCGAGGACCGCCAAAGUUUGGCCAACGCUGUCCAAAUGCACGACAAAUGGCACGGUUCUAGCGAUGGGAGAGUGCAGGUUUGGUUUGGCGCGAGGACCCCCGGCGGUGUUACCACCGAAUUAUUGACCGAAAUGUCCAGCAUUGCCAGAGAGAAAGGCAUUCGCAUCACCAUGCAUUGCCUGGAAGAAAAGGCCGACCGAGACGUCUUUGACCAGGAUUUCAAAAAGGGCCCCAUGCAAUAUUGCGAGGAAAUUGGUCUCCUCGGCGACAGAACCGUCUUGAUUCACAUGGUUUGGCUGGAAGAUGACGAUAUUCACCGUCUGGCCACCACGCGUACACACAUUGCCCAUUGUCCGUCUAGUAACAUGAAACUUGGGUCGGGGUUCUGUCCGGUCCCCAAGCUUCUUGACAACAAUGUCAAUGUCGGAAUUGGUUGUGAUGGUGCUCCUUGCAGUAACACGCUGGACCUGUUCCAAGAGAUGUCUCUUGCGGCAAAACUGCAAAAGGGUUUACAUCUCAACCCCAAACUCCUUCCAGCCGAGACCAUGAUCGAAAUGGCAACCAUCAAAGGCGCCGAGGCGGUCGGUCUUGUCGACAAAAUCGGGUCUCUAGAGAUUGGAAAACAAGCCGACUUCAUCGGCAUUAAGGUCGAAAAUCUACAUCAGGUCCCCACCUACGAUCCCGUCAGUACUGUGGUCCAUGCCACAAAUGCCAGGGAUGUCAAACUGGUAGUGGUAAACGGUAAAGUCACGGUAGAGAACGGCCAGCUGACCACUAUGGAUGAAGCUGAGGUCAUACGUGAAGGAAUCAAGGCUGGAAAGGCUGUUUUAAGCCGCGCCAACUUGGCUGAUGAUAUUCACGGUAGUUGGCCUCUAGAAUAA